This is a messenger RNA of Lodderomyces theae, 846 nucleotides long. Its product is annotated as proteasome core particle subunit beta 7. Gene Ontology annotation, cellular component: proteasome core complex. NCBI's taxonomy places the organism in Eukaryota, Fungi, Ascomycota, Pichiomycetes, Serinales, Debaryomycetaceae. The transcript has a single exon. The coding region runs from base 1 to 846 and encodes 281 amino acids. The record is from RefSeq and is a predicted model, not a curated record.
AUGAAUCACGAUCCAUAUCAAUGGGGUAGACCCUCGAACGAGACCUAUGGAGCUUACAACUACAACAUCGCCAAUGCCAACAAUGAAGAGUUUAAAGACUACAACCACCAUGCACAUCAAUUCCCCAAAAUGAAUACUCAACAGCCUAUAAUCACUGGUACAUCGGUUAUAGCCUCCAAAUUUGCCAACGGUAUCAUUAUGGCUGCUGACCAUGUUGGGUCUUAUGGGUCCUUGUUGCGUUUCAACAAUAUUGAGCGGUUGAUUAAAGUGGGACUGGAGACUGUUGUUGGCGUAUCGGGGGACAUAUCCGAUUUCCAAUAUAUAACUAGACUUCUUGACGAAUUGGAGAUUGAAGAAGAGGUUUAUGAUAAUGAUGGUGGAAAUUACUUGAAAGCUCCUAAUGUGCAUGAAUAUUUGUCUAGAGUUAUGUACAAUAGAAGGUCAAAGAUGGAUCCAUUAUGGAACAGUAUUGUUGUUGGUGGGUUUGAUGCUGACAGGAAACCAUUUUUGAAAUACGUUGACUUGUUGGGAGUCACUUAUCAUGCAUCUACCAUUGCCACUGGGUUUGGGUCACAUUUGGCUAUCCCAUUGUUGAGAAACUUGAUACCGGAGGAUAAGGACUAUGUCAAGAUCAAUGAGGAUCAAGUGAGGAAAGUAGUUGAUGACUCAAUGAGGGUGUUGUUCUAUAGAGAUGCAAGAUCAGGAGAAGUGUAUUCGUAUGUGGUCAUCAAGUUGGAUGAGGAGUCGGGAAAGGUCAAAUUUGAGUUUGUCAAAGAUGCCAAAGUAGAGAACCAAAGUUGGAGGUUUGCAAAGGAUAUCAGGGGGUAUGCCAGUAAACAGCAAUAG